This is a messenger RNA of Blepharisma stoltei, 892 nucleotides long. NCBI's taxonomy places the organism in Eukaryota, Ciliophora, Heterotrichea, Heterotrichida, Blepharismidae. The record is from the annotation of a GenBank genome assembly.
AUGCUUGGCUUAAAGGCAUUAAUCCCCCUUUAAAUUGGAACAAAAUAUUGGUAAAAUUUCUACUUUUUUGGGUAACCUGUCAAUAGGAAAAUUUUAUAGAUAAAAAUACUAAAUAGUUUUGACCUUAUCCAAUGGAAAAAGUGCAAUAAAAUGUCAUUUAAAUAGUUUUCGAGCUGAUCGAUAAUUUUUUUAUGCAAUAUUCAUAAAAAUAAAUUUAAAUUCAACACAUUGUGUCAAUUUAUAAUUUUUGAAAAUUUUAAAAAAAAUAUUUAUGCCGAAAAUUUAAUAUAAUUUUUUUUAAAAUAAACCCUUUAUUUGGAACACAAUUUUUGGUUCAAUUUAAAGGAGGAGAAAGCAAGUUCAUAGGGUGUCUUUAAUUUUUAUAAUAAAUCUGAUUGUAAAUAUGUCAAAAUUUUCUUUUAGAAAACUUUUUGUUUAUGGCAGCUCACUUCUCUUCGGAUUUUUUGUCAUCAAAUAUGCAUUCCAUCUUAUUAAAACUGAGAAAGUUAUUACAAUUUUUGACACUGUUCCAUUCAUUCAAUUUCCAAUUACCUUAAAAAUAGCUCCAAAGGCAUUAAAUUUUGCAUUUAAAAUUAAAACAAGCGAUCUUCAUUCAGCUGCUAUAAAGCAAAGAAUAAUAUACAGACCCAAUGCAAAUGACUUGCCGAAAAUUUAUUUAAAUUUUGGACUGGAUUAUGGAUCUGACUAUGGCAAAAUUAUUUUAUCAACAUUAUGCGAAGAAGUUUCUAAAUUAUUGAUAGAGCAAAGCUCAGCUCAAGAAAUUUCUAUUAAGAAAGAAGAAAUUUCACAGCAAAUUAAGAGCAAAAUUACAUUAGAAGCUCAAAAAUACUUUCUUAUUAUUGAUGACGCUAUUACUCAAAUCGAUAUUUAA